Molecule: messenger RNA, 1770 nt
Organism: Morone saxatilis (striped sea-bass)
Lineage: Eukaryota; Metazoa; Chordata; Actinopteri; Moronidae
Product: inner ear-specific collagen
Exons: 7
Coding region: 1-1770 (589 amino acids)
Molecular function (GO): protein binding
Source: RefSeq, a predicted model, not a curated record
AUGUCGGAAGAACCUUUCACCAACCCCGACCUCAAAAUCCAAGAUGGCUGCAUCAACUACUUCAAAAAUAGGUCACCUCGCAGGCAGAAGGCCCAGUUCUUCUUCAGCAGGACAAUGAAGACGAGCCUCCCCUCCCUCCCCGGCGUCCUCAGCCUUUGUCUGUGGGACCGGCAGACGAUGCUACACAAGUCAGACGGAGCGAUGUUGUCGAGGCUGCUGGGUCUCCUCAUUCUCUCCUCCCUUUGCUCAGCCAUGCUUGUACCCAAUGAAGACUCCAACGAAGAGGACGGCUCCACUGCGGACCCCAACACCUACCACUUGCAAGCCUCAGGCAAGGGGGCGUUGCCUGAGAAGUCUGAGUUGCCUAAGACAUCGGAGCCAUCUCAGUCAUCUAAGAAUACAAACAACUGGUCACCUGCCUCCCGCAGCGGCCUCCUGCCUAUGCCCCCCACAGGACUGCCAUGGCCGCCUGGUGGCAACAUGACUGAUGGCUCCAACAACAUGCGGAUGCUCGGGGCCACCGACCCGGACAUGCCCCCCAUGCCCGAUACGACAAUCUGUGACAUGCUGUUGAACGCACCAGUACCACCACCUAUCGACCAGAUUCCUUUUUUUUGCCUCUGUUCGCACUGUAAGGGCACCGUAGGGCCCAAAGGAGACCGUGGAGACCGGGGCCUUCCAGGUACACCUGGGAGUCCUGGGAUGAGAGGAAUGACAGGCUUCAAAGGUCGUCAAGGAUUCACUGGCCCUCAGGGGAUGAAGGGUCAAAAGGGAGACCUGGGGGAGAAAGGGCAGCCUGGAACUGUCGGUUUCACUGGGAUGAAGGGCGAGCUAGGCUUCAAAGGGGAAAAGGGGGACAGAGGACUGGUAGGCCCUGAAGGUCCACAGGGCCCCCAGGGAGAAACUGGCACUUGCCCUGCCUCCUGCGAUAGUGUACAGGGUCCACCGGGUCUACAAGGCACCCCAGGACCAGCCGGAGCCCGGGGCCUGCCUGGUGUCGAGGGACCUAUGGGACCCAAAGGUUUUAAGGGUGAUAAGGGUGACCUGGGUAGAACAGGUGACCCGGGACUGAAUGGCCAGAAGGGUGAUCAAGGUGAGCAGGGGGUGUGUGAGUGCACAGAUGGGGCAGACGGCAAUGAUGGGCAACCAGGGGAAAAGGGUGCUAAGGGGAAUAAAGGUGACACUGGUCCCAUGGGCAUACAGGGCCCCAUGGGGCUGAAAGGCAAUAUGGGUAACAUGGGUCUCACAGGUCAGCCUGGGCCCUGCACCCCAGCAAUCCAAUCGGCAUUCUCUGCAUGUAUCAACCAGUCAUUUCCGAUGGAAAACAUGCCUGUUCCUUUCCUACACAUCUUUACCAACCAACAGGGGCACUUCAACCCAUCCAGUGGCAUUUACACAGCCCCUGUCAAUGGCACAUACGUGUUCUCCUUCCACCUGGCGGUUGCCGAUAAGACUCUUAAGGUCGGCCUGUUCCGCAACUUCUACCCUGUAGUCAAAUCAACAGAAGCAAGUGACCAGUCCACCACCAGCCAGACUGUAGUCCUCCACCUCAACGUGGGAGAUAAGGUGUGGCUGCAGGUGAAGGACCACACCACCAACGGCAUGUACACCGACAAGGAGAGCAGCAGCACGUUCUCUGGGUAUCUUCUGUACCCUGACUCCUGCGAACUGCCUGUGGGCCGCACCUUCACGCCGUGGGCCCCAGGUGAUGAUGAUGAUUCAGUCUAUAGCUGGAAUGGUCCUAUUCAUACCACCACCCCUUCACCAUAG